CCCAAUUCCGGAACUUGCAUAUAAGUACCGCCCACACACCAUCUUCUUCUUGUUGGGUUAGGGUUUAGGCUUAGAAUCAGCGGCGGUUUCUUCUACACUCCUACCCCUCAAUCCUUGGUCUCGUUUCCUUCGUGCUUUCUACGCUGCAAUCAUGGGGAAGACACGUGGUAUGGGAGCUGGGCGCAAGCUCAAGUCCCACCGUAGGAGGCAAAGAUGGGCUGACAAGGCCUACAAGAAAUCCCACCUUGGGAAUGAAUGGAAGAAACCAUUUGCUGGGUCAUCCCACGCCAAAGGCAUUGUCCUCGAGAAGAUAGGCAUUGAAGCUAAGCAGCCAAACUCUGCUAUUCGUAAAUGUGCUAGAGUGCAACUCAUUAAGAAUGGCAAGAAGAUUGCUGCUUUUGUUCCUAAUGAUGGUUGUUUAAACUAUAUUGAAGAAAAUGAUGAAGUGUUGAUUGCUGGAUUUGGGCGAAAGGGGCACGCCGUAGGAGAUAUUCCUGGUGUUAGGUUUAAGGUGGUGAAGGUGUCUGGGGUCUCACUCCUGGCUCUCUUCAAGGAGAAAAAGGAAAAACCUAGAUCUUAGAUUUGUCUUUUUGUAAUAGCUGUGAGUGAAGUUUUUGAUGAAUGAUUCAAUGUUUUGAGUUGAUUUCUUGGACAAUUAUUGUCUUUUCAGGAGCUUACUGUAAUAGGAACUUACUGGGCGGAUUUGUCAAUUAUUAUCAUUCGCUAGCUAUUCGAAUUUAACUUUGUUGCAUGCAA
Messenger RNA from Sesamum indicum (sesame), 756 nucleotides. Its product is annotated as small ribosomal subunit protein uS12. Gene Ontology annotation, cellular component: small ribosomal subunit; ribosome. Gene Ontology annotation, biological process: translation. Gene Ontology annotation, molecular function: structural constituent of ribosome. NCBI's taxonomy places the organism in Eukaryota, Viridiplantae, Streptophyta, Magnoliopsida, Lamiales, Pedaliaceae. The record is from RefSeq and is a predicted model, not a curated record.